Mercurialis annua (annual mercury) is the source of this 1772-nucleotide messenger RNA. RefSeq lists its product as uncharacterized. Bases 167 to 1621 code for a protein of 484 amino acids. NCBI's taxonomy places the organism in Eukaryota, Viridiplantae, Streptophyta, Magnoliopsida, Malpighiales, Euphorbiaceae. The record is from RefSeq and is a predicted model, not a curated record. Gene Ontology annotation, molecular function: kinase activity. The transcript has 5 exons.
AGCCAUUUAGCCAAUUAUUUAGAAACACCAACUCAAAAACCCACACCUCUUCUUCUCUAUUCCUCUGCAAGUGUGUGGAUGGAGAUACCUCCAUUCUCAGCAACAUCAAUCCUCCCAUAAAAAAACAUCAAUUUCCCAUAUUUGUUCCUUUACAUAUAUAGACAAAAUGUCCCUCCAUUUCUCCAUUUCAUCUUCAAUUAUCUCCCCUUCUCCACCUCUCUUUUCUCCUAUUUCCUCUCCCUAUUUCCUCCCUUUUUCCUCUCUAAAUGGGUGCAAUUCUUCAAGAACCACUAUUUCCUACCAAUACAACAAUAAAAUACCAAGAACAAGUGCAAAAUUCGGGCUUUAUUAUAACUCCAUGGAUAAACAACCUGAUGGGUGUUUCAGGGUCUCUUCUGUUUCCACCUCUGGUGCAGCAGAUGGAGAGUUAGAGAAUUCUAGUCAUGGUGGUGAGAAUCAAAAGAGUCCAUUUGAAGAAGAUGGAGAUGAAGACGUUGAGGAGGAGGAGGAGGUAGAUGUUGUUAGCCCGACUGGUGUUUUGCCUGAGAGAUGGGAUGUGCUUGGUCUUGGUCAAGCUAUGGUGGACUUUUCUGGCAUGGUUGAUGACGAGUUCUUAGAAAGAUUGGGAUUAGAGAAGGGUACAAGAAAACUUGUGAACCAUGAAGAGAGGGGUAGAGUUUUGCGAGCUAUGGAUGGUUGCAGCUAUAAGGCAGCUGCUGGUGGAUCUCUAUCAAACAGUCUAGUGGCAUUGGCAAGGCUCGGUUGCAAGCCCAUGACAGGCCCUGCAUUAAAUGUAGCCAUGGCAGGCAGUGUAGGGAGCGAUCCACUUGGUGAAUUCUACAGAGCAAAACUACGCCGGGCAAAUGUAAAUUUUCUUUCUGCACCUGUCAAAGAUGGCACAACAGGAACAGUGAUAGUUCUAACUACUUCAGAUGCACAGCGAACUAUGCUUGCAUAUCAGGGCACAUCUUCUGAUGUUAACUACGACGCUUCUUUGGCUAGUAUAAUUCCCAAGACAAACAUACUGGUAAUUGAAGGUUAUUUGUUUGAACUGACUGAUACAAUUAAAACAAUUACAAGAGCCUGUGAAGAUGCACGGAGAAAUGGUGCUAUGGUUGCUAUCACAGCAUCAGAUGUGUCAUGCAUCGAGAGACACUAUGAUGAUUUUUGGGAAAUUGUAGAGAACUAUGCAGAUGUAAUUUUUGCAAAUGGUGAUGAAGCCAGAGCUUUAUGCGAUUUUGCCCCAAAGGAAAGCACGAUUUCAGCUACAAGGUAUCUGAGUCACUUUGUACCGUUAGUCUCUGUUACAGAUGGACCAAGAGGGUCCUACAUUGGUGUAAAAGGAGAAGCUGUAUAUAUCCCUCCUUCGCCAUGUGUACCAGUUGACACCUGCGGUGCUGGAGAUGCAUAUGCAUCCGGCAUUUUGUAUUGCAUUCUACGUGGUGUAUCGGAUUUGAAAGGAAUGGGUACCAUAGCAGCUAGGGUUGCAUCCACAGUUGUUGCACAGCAGGGUACUCGACUCGGAAUUCAGGAUGCUGUUAAGCUAGCAGAAUCAUUUUCAUUUAAUCUCAACGCUUCCACCAUGUCAGACGUUGGUUCUGAUCACAUUUCAAGCUUGUAACACGGUGGCUUAGGUCAGUAGCGUCGAUUUUUCAAUUCUUUUGGUAGACUGUAAUCCUCAGCUGACACGUGAUAGCCUUGUAACUAUGUGUAUUACGUUAUUAAUAUACACAUCGAUUAUACUGGCAUUAAAUUUGCCAAGUUCAUCCAAA